Molecule: messenger RNA, 1012 nt
Organism: Megalops cyprinoides (Indo-Pacific tarpon)
Lineage: Eukaryota; Metazoa; Chordata; Actinopteri; Elopiformes; Megalopidae
Product: synaptogyrin-1-like
Exons: 4
Coding region: 298-1005 (235 amino acids)
Cellular component (GO): neuromuscular junction; synaptic vesicle membrane
Source: RefSeq, a predicted model, not a curated record
GAGAGAGAGAGAGAGAGAGAGAGAGAGAGAGCAACACUAUUACAACCAAGUCAAACAACAGCUAGCCACGGACGGAAGGCUGAGAUUGUGUGUGAGAGAGAGAGAGCGAGAGCGAGAGGGUCGAGGAGAGCAAGAAGAGAAGGUGACAGAGAGGCCAUUACGUUCCACUGGCCUCUGUAAUAAAUACGAAAUACAUACGGUAAAAAUACUGAACUCGGUUCUACAGUGCAUGUCCGUUAUUUGAAGCGUAUUUGACCCGGGGAGCACAAGAAGGUGGAAACACAAACCUGACUGAAGAUGGAAGGGAUGGCAUACGGAGCGGGGAAGGCUGGGGGAGCCUUCGAUCCCGUAACGUUUUUCCAGCAGCCCCAUACUAUUCUCCGAAUCGUGUCUUGGCUAUUCUCCAUUGUGAUAUUCGGCUGUAUCGCCAACGAGGGCUACGUAAACCGGCCCAACGAAGUGGAGGAGUUCUGCAUCUUCAACCGCAACCAGAACGCCUGUAACUACGGCGUCACCAUGGGCACCUUGGCCUUCCUGUGCUGUGUGGCCUUCCUGGCGCUGGAUGUCUACUUCCCCCAGAUCAGCAGCGUCAAGGACCGCAAGAAGGCCGUGCUGGCUGACAUCGGGGUGUCCGCCUUCUGGUCCUUCAUGUGGUUCGUCGGCUUCUGCUUCUUAGCCAACCAGUGGCAGGUCGCCAAGCACGAGGACAACCCCCUGAGGGAGGGCGGUGACGCAGCCCGGGCAGCCAUCACCUUCUCCUUCUUCUCCAUCUUCACCUGGGCGGGCCAGGCCUUUCUGGCAUACCAGAGGUACAAGCUGGGGGCGGACUCCGCCCUCUUCUCCCAGGACUACGUCGACCCCAGCCAGGACGCAGCCGCCGCCCCCUACAGCGCGUACACCAGCGGUGGCGACCUGGAGAGCCCCCCCAGCGGCGGCUCCUACCAGCAGCCCAACACAGAGGCUGCCUUUGACGGCUCUGCGGGAUAUCAGCGCCAAGACUACUGAGGAAGGG